Messenger RNA from Pungitius pungitius (ninespine stickleback), 9241 nucleotides. It is a transcript of the gene sh3pxd2aa, whose product is annotated as SH3 and PX domains 2Aa. The coding region runs from base 426 to 4055 and encodes 1209 amino acids. NCBI's taxonomy places the organism in Eukaryota, Metazoa, Chordata, Actinopteri, Perciformes, Gasterosteidae. Gene Ontology annotation, biological process: superoxide anion generation. Gene Ontology annotation, molecular function: superoxide-generating NADPH oxidase activator activity; phosphatidylinositol binding; protein binding. Gene Ontology annotation, cellular component: cytoplasm. The record is from RefSeq and is a predicted model, not a curated record. The transcript has 15 exons.
UGAGUCAGAGCGUGGAGCGGCGCUAUCCCGUCAUAUCACACGGGAGGACAAGCAGCCUGGCUCCGGGGGGGUGACCGACGUGAUACGGACACACCGUCCCUCCGCUGCUCGAGGAGGGAGCCCCGGACUCAUGCCUUUUUGUCUUUUUUCUCUCGCGAGCGCUUCAUCUAGGUAGCCUCGUGGACGUCCGCGUGUAGCCCAUCCCACUUGGUUCCCCAAAUUGCCCCGCUCGUGCUGAGGCUCCCUCCCGAGCAGACAGCCCGCCGUAGGCUUCUGGUAUGCGGCUGUCCCCCUGGUAGGCACCGCGGCAGACACAAAGGACAGCCGCUCACUGGGUUUCCUCCGCCGACCACACCGCUCCCUGCUCGGAUACUCCGCGGAGCCUCUUCCACGUACCGGGUCGAGCUGACACCACUCGGCGAUGCAUGUCGGGAUCUCUCUCCCGCGAUAGGAGGCGGCUGAUCCGGAGCAGCAGCAGCAGCAGCAGCAGCCUGUCUGUCGCUUCUAUGCAGAGCCGUUGCAGGGUCAAGAUGCAGUUCCGGACGGUGCUGGACGUGAAAGUCGUGGACGUGGAGAAGAGGCGCAGUCCGUCUAAACACUACGUGUACCUCAUCAAUGUCACCUACUCGGACAACACCUCCCACAUCAUCUACAGGAGAUACAGCAAAUUCUUUGACCUCCAGAUGCAGAUUCUUGACAAGUUCCCAAUUGAGGGAGGGCAGAAAGACCCCAAGAAGAGGAUCAUCCCAUUUCUGCCAGGAAAAAUCCUGUUUCGGAGGAGUCAUGUGCGAGACGUGGCCAUGAAGCGGCUGCGUUUCAUUGACGACUACUGCAGGGCGCUGGUGAGACUCCCCCCUCAGAUCUCUCAGAGUGAGGAGGUGCUGCGCUUCUUUGAGACAAAGGCCGAGGACGUCAACCCCCCAGUGGAGGACUAUGGCUCCAAGCGGAAGUCGGUAUGGAUGUACGGCUUUACAGACAGCCCGAGGAAAGAGGCCUCAGGGAUGGACAGCUCGGAGCCCAUGGUGCUGGAGCAGUACGUGGCCGUGGCCAACUACGAGAGGCAGGAGAACUCUGAGAUCUGCCUGAAGGCCGGCGAGACAGUGGACGUGAUCGAGAAGAGCGAAAGUGGUUGGUGGUUCGUCAGCACAGCAGAGGAGCAGGGCUGGGUCCCGGCCACAUACCUGGACUCCCAGAAUGUCACCAGAGACGAUUUGGAUCUGGGCACUUCUAGGACUGGAGAAGUUACUAAGAGACGGAAGGCACAUUUGAAGAGGCUGGACCGCCGCUGGACCCUCGGGGGUAUAGUCAACCGGCAGCAGAGCAGAGAGGAGAAAUACCUGACCAUACAGCCACACAUCAGUCAAGGGAAGGAUGAAGUGAGCUUCGAGAAAGGGGUCACCGUGGAGGUCAUCCAGAAGAACUUGGAGGGCUGGUGGUACAUCAGAUACUUGGGGAAAGAGGGCUGGGCUCCUGCCUCCUACUUGAAAAAGAUGAAAGAAGACUUCUCCCCCCGCAAGAAGACCCUAACCGGCCCCGUGGAGAUCAUUGGCAACAUCAUGGAGAUCAGCAACCUGUUGCAGAAGAAGUCGGUCAGCGAGAAGGACAUCCAGACGGACGCGGAGGGCAGCACCACGCCAGAGCGCCACAUCUCCAAGAGCGAGAUCAGCCUCCCGGUGCCCUACAACUCUGAGAUCAAUGCGGAGACGGGCAGGAGGCUGAGUGCAGGCCGGGACACCAACAGCCCGUGUCUGGGAAUAGCAGCGAGCGCCGCCCUGAGUGACAAUAAAGGACGGGGCGAGCCAGGCUCCCCUGCUGUGGCCAGAGUGGCUCCACACAGAGUGGAAAUUGGGUCUCCAAAUCUGAGACAAAAACCCCCUCCACGAAGAGAAGCCAACUUGGGAUUCCAGUUACCCAAGCCUCCAGAGCCCCCUGCUGUGGAAGCAGAGUAUUACACCAUAGCAGAUUUCCAGUCAUCCAUCUCUGAUGGCAUCAGUUUCCGUGGGGGACAAAAGGCUGAUGUGAUAGAGAAGAACCCUGGAGGAUGGUGGUAUGUGCAGAUUGGAGAGAUGGAGGGCUGGGCCCCCUGCUCCUACAUUGACAAGCGGAAGAAGCCCAAUCUCAGCCGACGGACCAGCACCCUGACCCGACCCAAAGUCCCACCCCCAGCUCCUCCUGUCAAAAAACAAGAGUCUGACGAGGCUCCUCCCUGUAAUUCUGUCUCCAAAGUCUCAGAGCCGCCGAGCAGGCCUGCGUACGAGGAACCCGAAUAUGAUAUUCCUGCAAUCGGAUGCGAGGGUGAAUCUGACACGGAUUCUUUGAAGAAUGAGCGGGACUUCGAUGUGAAGAUUAGCAGCGUGGUCAGCAACAAGUACCGCGGCCCCCCUCCUUCCUGCAAGGCCUCUCCUCCAGUCUGCAAGGCCCCUCCUGUCUGCAAGGCGUCCCCCGUGUUUACUCAUCGAAGAGCGGCCUUCAGGUCUGCAGAAGAGGUUGCAAAAGAGGAGUGCAUCUAUGAGAACGACGGCUUCAGGCCCAGCAGUGGAGUUGAAAGAACUUGCGUCAAAGGUUCCAGUGAGCCAAAUUCUCCAAGGAGCUACCAUUCCUCCACUGUUCCACGCAGGCCCUCUGGAUCCUCCCCUUUACCUGGUCGACCCAUGAAGGCCAUCACGCCAGAGGUGAACCGCAGAAGCCAGACUCUUGGCAGACAUGUAGAUAACCGCUUCAGGUCGCAGAACAACAGCCCCGGCUCUUCAUCCGAUGAAUUGAGCAGAGGCCCCAAGAAAGGCUCAGCCUUCAGCCGGGAUGUGGAGCAGAGGAUUGGUCAGAGCCCCUCCACCAGGCCCAAGCCCUCCGUCAGACCCAAACCACUCCUGACCAAAUCCGAGCCCCAGAGUCCUGAGAGGAUGGACAUCAACUCUUUGAGACGGCAGCUGAGGCCCACAAGUCAGUUCCGGCCUCACAGCCUCAAAGCGAGCCGUGGGGACGACUCUGAAGCGGCCUCUGUCGUCUCAUCAGAGGACUCCAUGUGUUCACGCAGCACCUCGGAUCUCUCUUCCGUCUACUCCAAAGGCAGCCGAGGGGAGUCGGACGUGGAAGGUCCCAAACUCUACCGUUCCCUGGAUAACUAUAAGAAGGUCCAGGACUCUGAGAUCAGCUUUCCAGCCGGCGCGGAGGUCGAGGUCCUGGAGAAGCAGGAGAGCGGUUGGUGGUACAUUCGUUGGGCAUCCGAGGAGGGCUGGGCUCCUUCGUACUACUUGGAACCUGUCAGACAAGUGGGGGAUGCGGGUAGGUUAGACCUGGGUAGACAUGGGAGUGCUGGGAGUAAGUCCAACAGCCUGGAGAAAAACGAGCAGCACGUUCUGGCCCUCAACAACAUCAACAUCCAGGGUCCGAGCCAGAAGCAUCAAGCAGUGAGGAGGGAUACCCCGCCAAUCCCUUCUAAGCCUCCUGGUGGCUUUUCCAAGCCUUCUGGGACAGUGAAUGGAGCGGUGCGGAUGAGGAACGGGGUUCGUCAGGUGGCGGUGAGGCCUCAGUCGGUGUUUGUGACCACAUCUCAGCCCGCCAAGGAUGCACACUACAUGACAGGGUCUCUGAGGCGGAACGACUCCCUCGGCAGGAGCGACCACUACGGCUCUGGUUCGGCCACCCUCGGUGUCCGCCGCAAUGCCUCCUUCAGCACGGUGCGUCCACACGUCGUCGUAGAGAGCAACACGAGGCCCGCCGAGCGCUCCGGCCCGGGCUCCUCGGGCAGCGCGUUCAGCACGGGCAAUGUCCAGGACGCCUUGAGCAGAGUUAGCCAACGCAACGGGGUCCCUGUGUCCACGGUACGACCCAAGCCUAUAGAGAAGGGCCAACUGAUCCACAACAACCUCGGCAGGGAUGUGUACGUGUCCAUCGCCGACUAUCGCGGCGACGAGGAAACAAUGGGCUUCACUGAGGGCACCUGCCUGGAGGUGCUGGAGAGAAACCCUAACGGGUGGUGGUACUGCCAGGUGCAGGACAGCCUGCUGCCCCGCAAAGGCUGGGUACCCUCCAACUACCUGGAGCGGAAGAAAUAAAAAGCAGCCCCCCACGUCCCCCCCCACUGUCCCCCUUUUUGAUGUCCUCAAGGACGCCAGUGGCAUCACUCCUCUAGAAUGUUUCCACUCUCAUGCAAGCAAUAUGUCCAUGAAAAUGUACAGUGAUGACUGCGUACUAAAAUGUAUACAAGGAGGAGUGUAAAGACUUGAGACAGGGCGGUGGGCCGGACGGGACUGGAGGAGGACAGUGUCUCUGUGGUAGAACAUGGUACGAAUGGGAGGGGUGACCACUGAACGAGGUGCAGAAGUUCUCAUUCCUGCCAUCAGUGAGGCUGGUGGCCGAUAAGUGCCUUUUGUAGAGGAUCACCCGGUGGACUGCAAAACCCGCAAACCAACCAAAUCUUUUUGGAGUGCCAUAGGCGUGUGAAUACCAACGGAAGUAUUCCCAAAGCAUAUGAAGAGCGACACUGUUGAGUGCCAACAAGGUGUAGAAUUUUGAUCUCGAGGGCUGCAAUUGGUCCAACACAAAUUUAAGAUAAACAACUGAGAAUUAAGUGUGAAUGUAUUCUUUUUCUAAGCCGCAAGUUAUCGCGCAAACUAAAACAUUGUUUUAAGUUCAUUAUUUAGUUUCUUUUUCCAUGUUUUUAUGUAGUGGAGAAUUAUUUCUGCUCUCUUGUGACAUCUGUUUUCCAUCAACAGCCUAGAAUUAAAAGGUUAGAGCUAGAGUUCUUCAUGCUUCCAUUCCCAGACAUAACUAUCGGAAAUAACAAAUGUCUAAAACCAAACCUGUGAAACUUGAAAAUAACACACAGAUCUUUUAGUUUUCUGGAAAAUGUUUAUUUCAGACAAAAACACAUCAUCAAUAAUAGUCUCAAAGAUGAAAAAAAUUACAAAAGUUUACAUUUACUGCCGUGGUUUUAGUAAUGACUUUAAUGAAUAUCAUUUUGUACAUAUUAUGUUUUACCAAUGUUUGAAUUAGUACUGGAAACGUGCAAUAAUUAAAUUCCAGGGACAUUAUUUGCAUAGACCUUAUCCCAAAAUGUGAUUAAAUUAAAGAGAAAUUUGUUUUAGUGGUUUAGCUAUUUAUUUAUUUUAUUUUGUAAUACAGUGUAAUCUACAACCUUUCUAAAAUAAGUUCGUACCUGGAAGCACCUGAUUCAUUUCCUCCAAAUUACAAAUCCCUGAAACUAGAAGUAAACAAGUGCAUCGUAAUAUUACAAAUUGCUGUGCAAAAAAUUGAUUUGUAAUUUUCAUAUUUUCCAAAUUAAAGUUGGGUAUCAUAUUACAUAUGAUUUAAAAAUAACUUAUCAUUUAAUAGUAUCAAGUUCACAAUGAUUCCUCAAAUAUGCAGAAGUGUCAGCAUGUGAUAUUAUGAGCUCAAAUCUAACUUUUAAAAUUCAAAUGGCUGAUGUUCAAGACUGCUGAAAAACAUUUUCCGAUGAGCACUGUGAGCUCUAACCUAUGAUUAUGUAUCUGCUGGACAGUAUCACAGUAUUAACAAAGUACAGGACCUGACCCAUGACAUAUUUCUCUCAUAUUUCUGUGUGUCAAUGUGUUACUCAGUGAUCACACUGGGACAAUAAUGAGGAACGAAGUGGUUCUGUUUUGUGAUUUAGUGCACUUUAAACCCGAUUAAUGGUGCAUUGAUGUAACGAUGCAGUAAGUACUCAGCAUUUUCAACAUAAUCUUGUAAUUAUUCAAUUUCUGUUGGUUACCUCCAAAUGAGAGGAGUGCUGCUCAAGCUGCCAAAUGCCAAAGUUAGACUGAGUAGAAGUAGAGCCCUCUAGUGGCUGCUUGGAGGCACUACAGCUGCAGUAGUGCUCCUUCCUCAGUGGAGGAACACACACUGCUGGCCAGUGACCCAAAACUCUACACAAUGUGUCGGAUUUAUUUUCCUUCUUUUCAACUUUAAUGCAGCUAAGACAUUUUUAUGUAUUGGGCAAUACUUUUUUUUUAUUAAGAAAAACAAAUCUAUUUUUUCUUUAAUGCUGUGUGCUAAAACUUUAGCAAAUCACGGGCCCUUCGUUCAUCUUUAUUGUACUUUACAUAAUGCCAGAUUUUAAGUGUAUUUAUUAUGAAAGCUUUUGUAUUUUAUCAUGGUCCGACAAUCACCUCAACCCUCCAAUCUAAACAUAAUUGUAAGGUAUUAUCCAGAAAUUGGCUCAUUAGUGUCCAAAACAGCCAAACACCCAAAAAUGAUAUUAUUUUGGAAAAUGUGAGAUUUUUGCAUUAAUUAUAGUAUAUUUCCAAUCUAAUUCACAUUUGGAUGAAUAGUAAGAGACCGAUCCAGACGAAGGCAUUAUGUAAAUGUGUUGAAUCACUGUACAUUUCUUUUUGCUUCUUCUGAUUUGACUGAAUUGAGUGUAAUAGUAAGGGAAUGUUCUGUGGAAGGUUUACAUUUAACUGGUCAGCAUCUGUCUGUAGUCAUGCCUUCACCUUUUUUUCUUUUGAACCCAAAUUCCGAAAUGUAACCAUGAGGAAAUGUGCAAUAGAUCCGAAAGGCACUAACAUCACAAGAGCAUGUAUUCCAGUCGUCACAGGUCGGUCUGAAAGAGCCCGUGUGAAGGGCCCUGAAGGCGCUGAGGACUCAGCGGACCGGAGCAAUGGGGACGUACCCGUGUCUCCUUGUCUCCUCACCUCACAGACUUCGCUAACAGCACGAGGACCUGUGCUCCUCCGGACGGCUGCCAUGUGGACGGCAUGGCAGAGCCCCUUGUGUACACUCAUUACAGCCAUCAGGGGUCUUCUUCACUGACGGAGAGUCAAGGGCCCAUCAUCAGGGGCCUCAGUGGCCCUGCUCUGAGCUGUCACGUUCGUGCCUGAAUGGAAUUUUGAUAGUUUCCUGUGAUUCAUCUUUCGGUUAGGGUUUUCUUCUUCUUUAUCUGUUUGCUUUCUGAAGGGUGUCCUCCCCAUACCUUAGCGAAGCCUCUAGCCCCGCCCCCCUCGGUAACCAAGUCAGACGUCCUCGGCACCAAUCACCGCAGAGAAGGCGGGAGGUGACGUGCCGAGGACACGGGGGUAAACAAAAGAGCGGGGAGGAGAAUGCCCUUCAGACCAUUUCAGACCAAUCCAUCAGCUUCCAGGAUGUACGCCAAAAAAUAGAAAAGCCUUUAUUUUUCUCUUUGCCUUAUCCAUGUGUGACAGGUGUACACAUCAUCGUGCUAACGACUUUCUGUAUGUACAGGCCAAUAAGGCUUGAGUCCGCACAUUUUUUUUGUCAGGAGAGUUUGUUAAAGUAAUUUGUUUCAAAACGCGCUCUAACCGUCAGAAAAGAAUUGUGGAAAGACUGAAGUUGAUAGUUUGACAUUUUCUGUGGGAACGGUGAAGCGUGUUUGUCUGCUGUCACUCACUGGGACAUCUGACCUUCAGUGGGCUGAAGGAUCUCUUCACAUUUACGUGCUGAUGGAGGCUCCUUUGAGCUUCCUCGGGACAGAGCCAGGCUAGCUGUUCAUGACGCUAAGCUAAGCUGCCUCAGACAUGAGACUGCUCGCAAUCUGCUCAUCCAUCUCUCUGCAUAGUGAAUGAGUGUGUUCCAUAAAAAGGUCCUUUAAGUGAGAGCCUCCUCCUUCAGUGAGCGCGGCCCCUUUCCCCCUAAAGCGCCACAAUGGGAGUGGCUCGGCGGUGCUAAUGUGUCUCACGUCGGAGGAAAUGCAAGAGUUUCUUGACACAUUCCCCAGAGAAGCAGCAGGGCGAGCUGCGCCCCCCCCCCUUAAAGUCUGUCCUCAUGAACCCAGAGCUGGCGCUGCCGCUGGCGUCUUCCUCCUGCCUGCGCUCCUCGUCCUUCCUUUUCUCUCCUUCCUUGACACAGACAAGCCGUCUAUUCCCGCAGAGAAAGAUUGAGAUGUGGAGGAGGAGUGGAGCGUGCCUGUGUGUGUCUGCCUGAGGAGCUGGAAGGCUUGUAGGGAGACAGGAGAUGGAUCAGGUGGUGGAAUCUAGGAGACAAGGGGAGAUUGAGGCCAGAGGAGCUCUGCUUUGAUAGGAGGAGUAGAGAGGCGUUUUAAUCAAACCAUUUGAACAAAGCACCAGACUAACCAGCUCUCCGCUCCGAAGCCCGAGCCCGGACUCAAACGCUGAUUUAAUUGAUGCUUGAGCAAGUUCACGCCACAGUUCCCUCCUCCUAUGGAAGAACUUUUAAAGACGGAUCUCAAGUCUUUUGCUGCCAUUGUCUUCAGAUCUUCUGCCACCCCUGAGGGGGGUAACGCUUGGGCUUGGUGUUGUACGGUUGUUGUUAUUCUGGAAUAAGACAAAAAGCUGGCUUUGUUGAAUCACAUGCCUCUUUUUUCUGUCUUAUUCCUCAGAGUUGUUUUUGUUGCUGAGGGAAACGAUUGAAUGGAUUUGAAGCGCUGGCUCAAAUCUAAUGAGACAAGCUGUCGUUCAUAGUAAAAAGAAAUGAAAAGGUCUUCUGAAGGCUGCGGGAGAGACAAGGACGGGGUGGGUUUGAUAAGCAGGUGUGAGUAUGUGUUUGGGAGCAGGGUGGAGGCGUUUAGGGAGAUGUUAUUGUACGUGUUUUAAUUAAGCAGAAAUUUCAGUUUGAGUGAAGAAGGGGAAGAGUAAGCGACGCUGCAGGGGCCUCGCCGAGGACGCUGCCGCUCUGAGAACGUCCUCUCUGAGUCACGCCGGGGAUCACAGGAAGAUCUGUGUCGACGGCCGAGGCUCGCGGCCAUGUGUGCAGGGCACCUUUUCUUGUUCCUGUCUCUAAUUAGCACAGCGGCGUGUCUUAACCUCGGCUCCGGCGUCCUCGUCAACAGAACCUCUGGAGCCUCGGGUGCCACAUUCCCGCUUUGGUGGCAAGCUGUCCGAAGUGAUGGAUUGUUGAGUUCCAGGUGAGGUGUGUUCAUGAGAAGGUACAGCCUCCUCCAUCCUGGGUGCUGCAUCUAUAAUAAGCAGCGUGCAGUGGAGAGCCGUGACACACACAUGACAGGUGGAGGGCUGGAGGUAGACCAAAGGAGGUGCUGAUCCGUUAUGUUUUAUUACUAUCGUUGUUAUGUAGAUUGUGUUCUAACCCUCGCCAGUGUCCCGUUUUCAAAAGGGACGCCAUGAGGAGAGACUUCAUCAUCCAACAGGGAGUUAACAUGGGGACGUUCCUUUUAAACACAGGGCAUUUCUUUAUCCAACGCUUCAUUUCGACAAGUCUUGCUCCUUUCUUUUGUAUCUUGUACAUGUUUACAUUGUAUCUCCCAUCGCCCAAAAGACAAACAGUAUUAAAUGUAUUAUCUCUGUUUUAA